CUAACCUGGAAGGCCUGCCCGCGAUCCGUCCCGCCAUCUCGAAUCGAACCCGACGUCGUUGCAUCGCAUCGACGACCAGAUGCCCGCACUGCGCGCCGGCAGCGCACACCCAUUGCAGCCAUGUUCGAGAAAUCGCUGUACGACCUCAUCCGAGGCCGGCGCAACCACAAGGGCCACGAGAAGGAGUAUAUCCAGAACUGCCUGAAAGAAUGUCGCUCCGAGAUCCGCAGCCAGGACAUGGACGUCAAGGCCACUGCCUUGCUCAAGCUCAUCUACCUCGAAAUGGUCGGCCACGACAUGUCAUGGGCUUCCUUCCAUGUCCUCGAGGUCAUGUCGUCUCCAAAGUACCACCAGAAACGCGUUGGAUACCUGGGCGCUGUCCAGACCUUUCGCUCCGACACCGAGGUUCUCAUGCUGGCAACAAAUCUGCUCAAGAAGGACUUGGCCGCCGCCCAACCGACCAUAAUCUCGCUCCCCAUUGCCGCCCUACCUCACAUCAUAACCCCGUCGCUAGCUCUGUCGGUUCUGACCGAUCUUGUCCCUCGCCUCGGCCACUCGCACCCCACCAUCCGCAAGAAGACGAUUGUUACCCUCUACAGGCUGGCUCUGGUCUAUCCCGAGACUCUCCGUGCGGCGUGGCCCAAAAUUAAGGAACGCCUCAUGGACAAGAACGAGGACCCUAGCGUGACGGCAGCAAUUGUCAACGUGGUUUGCGAGCUGGGUUGGCGCAGACCAAACGACUUUCUCCCACUGGCUCCACGCCUCUUUGAGCUGUUGGUUGACGGCGGGAACAACUGGAUGGCCAUAAAGCUCAUAAAACUUUUUGCCACCCUUACGCCCCUUGAGCCACGCCUUGUCCGCAAACUCUUGCCGCCGCUGACGGAUUUGAUCCGAACAACACCUGCCAUGUCCUUGCUCUAUGAAUGCAUCAACGGGAUUAUCCAGGGUGGUAUUCUCGGAGAUGGCGAAGACUUUGCGGCCAGCGAAGAGAUUGCUUCGUUGUGCGUCUCUAAGCUCCGGGGCAUGAUAAUGAUGAACGGUGACGCAAAUUUAAAAUACGUGGCUUUACUGGCAUUCAACAGAAUCGUUGUCACCCACCCCUUUCUGGUCGCCCAGCAAGAGGACGUGAUCAUGGAGUGCAUCGACAGUGAGGACAUCACCAUCCGGAUAAAAGCCCUCGACUUGGUGCAAGGAAUGGUCAGCAGUGAAAACUUGGUGUCUAUCGUCAGCCGUUUGAUGAGGCAGCUCAAAGCUUCGCCAUCGUCGUCGCUAGCCCACCAGCAAAGCGUGCAAAGCGCAGAUCUCGAGACAGAUUCGAGCGACGAGGCGGCCCCUGAAUCAGGCCGACGUCCCAAGUCACAGGAUCAUCCCCCUCCCCUCCCCGAAGACUAUACGAUUGAUGUGAUUGGCCGAAUUUUGAACAUGUGCUCUCAAAACAACUACGCAAGCUUGUCCGACUUUGACUGGUAUAUUGACGUCUUGACCCAGUUGGUGCGAAUCGCCCCCGUGCCUCGGAAAAGGGAGACCGACUCUGAUCUGUCAGGAUCCGUGCCGAAGCAUCUUGCAACCGACAUUUCCGAAAAGAUUGGCAACGAAAUCAGGAACGUUGCUGUAAAAGUAAAAAUUGUGAGGGUCGCGGCUGUUCGCGCAGCUGAGCUCAUCAUAUUAAAGCUCAACUCUGAAGUCACGCCCUCACAUCCCGUCGUGUCGGGGGCAUUGAAGCCAUUGGCGUGGAUCGUGGGAGAGUAUGCUUUCCAGCUGUCGUCCCCCCACGACUCGCUUGGGCACUUGCUCCGGCUUAUUCCUCGGAUCGAAUACCCGGAGAUCCUCACAACAUGUCUACAGUCCGUCAUCAAGCUGUUUGCGCACAUUGCAGGAGACGACCAAGCUCCGUGGACAUCGGAGAGGAAAGCCAGCAUGUCACUGUUGAUGUCCCGGGUUAUUCAUGUGCUGGAGCCGCUAGCACUACAUCCGUACCUGGAGGUUCAAGAGCGCGGUGUGGAGUUUAUUGAGCUACUGAAGCUCACGGCCGAGGCGGCGUCUGGACAGGCGCCGUCAACCAACGAAGUUCGCCAAGACCCGCCUCUCCUCCUCACACAAGCCAUACCGUCCCUGUUCAACGGAUGGGAGCUCAACUCAGUCGCACGUGGCGCCCAGCAGAAUGUGCCGAUGCCGGACGGGUUGGACCUGGAUGAGCCUAUCCACCCCAAUCUAAAUGCUCUUUUGUCUCAGGCGGACUCAUUGAUGCUGCCUGCACAGGGCGAGGACGAGUUUGAGACAUAUUACCACCAAAAGCCGCCGGCUACAAGCAUCUCAAACGAGCCGGCCAUCAACAGGCUCGCCGAGGUGGCGGAAGAUGUGCCGCCUAGCUCGUACCAACAAGCCGGCGAAGAAAGCUACCUCGACGCAGACAUUAUUGCGAGAAGGAAGGCUGAGCGGAUGGAGCGCAACCGGGAUGACCCGUUCUACAUCUUGGGGUCGGGCAGCUCUGGCGGAACGUCGACCCCGAUCCACAACAUUUUGGAAAAAGAAAAUGGGCCGGGUCUGGAUAUUGACUCGAUUCCCAUCAUGAAACUGGACCUCGAGAGCCUGAGCACGGGUUUAGGGAAUAGCUCGGCUCCGGCGGCGGAUAAAGCACCCCGCCAGGCAAAGCCGCGCCAAAAGAUCGUCAUUGCCGCGGACGAGACGCUCGGGGGCAGCGGGCGCUCGACGCCUCGCAACUACGAGUCUGAGAACAACUCGGACAGCUUCACCAAGUCGAAGGCCAAGAAGCUGAAGCAGAGCCUCCUGCAGGUAGACUCGAGCCACCUCCGGGAGCUGAGCCUCGAGGCGAGCCAGCCCGACGACGCACUGACGGCUGAGAGGCAGCAGCGCGACGAAGCCGAGAUGGCGCAGGCCAUGAAGGAGGUCCAGAGGCUGCGCCUCGAGAUGCAGCGCGCCAACGAGAGGAUACAGGUCGCCCAGGGAGUGCCCGCCGAGGGCAUCGUGGUCAAGAAGAAGAAGCCCAAGAAGCAGCCCAAGCUAGGAGAGGACGGUGGCGAGGCGGCGGCGGCGACUACUACCGUGAAGGUCAAGAAGAAGAAGAAGAAGGCCGCCGUUGGCGAUGGGGGUGAGGGCAGCGCCAGCACGCCGGCUGCCGAGCCCGUCGUCAAGGCCAAGAAGAAGCCAAAGAGAAUAGUCCAGCUGGACGACGACCCCGGGACUCCCGUGGAUGGCCUUUGAGAGUUGAAAUGAAAGGAAAUAGCCGUUUAAUAAAAAUAUAACUAGCUUACACUGCCUACAAAGAAACCUUUAUAGACUCGUGUUGACAGGAAAUUGACCGUUCUCUUGGCCGUGUUACCUUACA
This is a messenger RNA of Lasiosphaeria miniovina, 3346 nucleotides long. RefSeq names its product adaptin N terminal region-domain-containing protein. Gene Ontology annotation, biological process: Golgi to vacuole transport; intracellular protein transport; protein targeting to vacuole. Gene Ontology annotation, cellular component: membrane coat; AP-3 adaptor complex; endosome membrane. NCBI's taxonomy places the organism in Eukaryota, Fungi, Ascomycota, Sordariomycetes, Sordariales, Lasiosphaeriaceae. The transcript is spliced from 5 exons. The record is from RefSeq and is a predicted model, not a curated record. Bases 121 to 3222 code for a protein of 1033 amino acids.